This is a messenger RNA of Amaranthus tricolor (Joseph's coat), 3198 nucleotides long. Its product is annotated as DNA gyrase subunit A, chloroplastic/mitochondrial. Gene Ontology annotation, biological process: DNA topological change. Lineage: Eukaryota; Viridiplantae; Streptophyta; Magnoliopsida; Caryophyllales; Amaranthaceae. The record is from RefSeq and is a predicted model, not a curated record. Bases 193 to 3012 code for a protein of 939 amino acids. Gene Ontology annotation, cellular component: DNA topoisomerase type II (double strand cut, ATP-hydrolyzing) complex; cytoplasm; chromosome. The transcript has 27 exons. Gene Ontology annotation, molecular function: DNA topoisomerase type II (double strand cut, ATP-hydrolyzing) activity; DNA binding; ATP binding.
GUGGUAACUAAUACUCCACAAACCAAAUCAAAGCUAGAUGGAAAGGAUUAGAAAUCCCUAUGACCCUAAAAUAAGAACAAGCUUGGCGCGCAAAACAAAAAAUAUCAGCCGAAGCCAUAAACCCUAGGGUUUUAGAUUUUCUGGACAACAAUUCGUCAAUUCCAUUCCCUUUCAUCUUCCUCUACUCAUGGAAUGAACACCCAUUCCUUCAAUCUCCAACUGUAUCCUCCAAACCCUACAUCAAUGGCGUUUUCUGCUGUUGGACUUCGCCUAUUCCGCUGCUACAACAACCAACAAGGGUGGUCUCCGACUUUUUCCAAGCUUCGGCCUUUGUCGGAUCUCCAUUUCUUCUCCACUUCUACUCCUCGUCGUCCGACGAUUCAAGCUAAGCGGAAAAAAGAGAGAGAAGUAAGAGCAGUGAACGGUGAAGACGUCAAUGGCAGUUUAUCCCUCAAAGAUAGGGAUUCCAGCAAUGAGAGAAUUGUUCCUACUGAACUUCACAAGGAAGCUACUGAGGCGUAUAUGGCGUAUGCUAUGUCUGUUUUGCUCGGACGAGCUUUGCCUGAUGUUCGUGAUGGGUUGAAGCCUGUUCACCGCAGAGUUCUAUUUGCUAUGCAUGAAUUAGGAAUUUCUUCCAAGAAGCCUUUCAAGAAAUGUGCUAGAGUUGUUGGAGAGGUCUUGGGGAAGUUUCAUCCACAUGGAGAUGUUGCUGUCUACGAGUCAUUAGUGCGCAUGGCACAGGAUUUUUCUUUGAGGAGCCCACUCAUUCAAGGACAUGGAAACUUUGGUUCACUUGAUGCCGAUCCUCCUGCUGCAAUGCGAUACACAGAAUGUAGACUAGAAGCAUUAACUGAAGCAAUGUUGUUGGCUGAUUUAGAGCUAGAUACGGUAGAUUUUAUUCCUAACUUCGAUAACUCACAGAAAGAACCAUCAGUUCUUCCUGCUCGUAUUCCAAAUAUAUUGUUGAAUGGCUCUUCAGGAAUUGCGGUAGGAAUGGCUACUAAUAUCCCUCCACAUAAUCUUGGAGAGUUGGUUGAUGCACUUUCUGUGUUAAUUCACAAUCCAGAAGCAACACUUCAAGAGCUGUUGGAGUCCAUGCCAGCGCCUGACUUUCCAACUGGGGGUUUGAUAAUGGGUAAUCUUGGAAUUCUUGAGGCAUAUAAAACUGGGCGAGGACGCGUUGUCAUAAGAGGAAGGACAGAGAUAGAAUCGUUUGAUUCUAAAACUAAACGUACAACUAUUAUCAUAAAAGAGAUUCCAUAUCAGACAAACAAAGCCACCCUAGUUGAGAGGAUAGCGGAGCUUGUUGAAAAUAAGAGUUUAGAAGGAAUAAGUGACAUCCGUGAUGAAAGCGAUCGUUCAGGGAUGCGCAUUGUAAUUGAGUUAAAGCGGGGAGCUGAUCCUUCUAUUGUCUUAAAUAAAUUGUACCGUCUUACUGCGCUUCAAUCCAGCUUCAAUUGCAACAUGGUGGGGAUUCUUAAUGGACAACCAAAACAGAUGGGCUUAAAAGAGCUACUUCAGGCAUUCCUUGAUUUUAGAUGCUCAGUAAUUGAAAGGCGUGCUCGGUUUAAGCUUUCACAAGCACAGGAUAGACAACAUAUUGUGGAGGGUAUCAUUGUGGGGCUAGAUAAUUUAGAUGAAGUUAUUCAAUUGAUCAGGAAAGCAUCAAGCAAUACUAUGGCAUCAACAGAUCUGAUGAAAAAUUACAGUUUGUCCCAGAAACAAGCUGAUGCCAUAUUGGAUAUAAACCUAAGAAGGCUUACAGCUAUGGAGAGAAAAAAAUUUGUUGAUGAGGGUAAAUCUUUGAUGGAACAUAUUUCUAGACUUGAAGAUCUUUUGUCGAGCAAGAAACGAAUUCUUCAGUUAAUUGAACAAGAGGCGUUUGAACUGAAGAACAAGUUUGCAACUCCUCGGCGUUCCAUGUUGGAAGAGGGUGAAGGAGGUCAGGUUGAGGACAUUGAUGUGAUUCCCAAUGAUGAGAUGAUUUUGGCUGUCAGUGAAAAAGGUUAUGUUAAGAGAAUGACACCCAACACAUUUGUUGCUCAAAAUCGUGGUACUAUCGGAAAAUCAGUUGGUAAAAUGCGGAUGAAUGACAUGAUGUCUGACUUUCUUGUCUGCCAUGCUCAUGACCAUAUACUCUUCUUCAGUGACAAGGGUACUGUCUACUCUACUCGUGCAUAUAAAAUUCCUGAAUGUACUCGAACAGCUGCUGGAACACCAUUAAUUCAGAUAUUGUCCUUGUCUGAUGGUGAAAGAAUAACAUCCAUCAUACCUGUGAGUGACUUUGUUGAUGAUCAGUACCUGGUGAUGCUUACAGCCAACGGGUAUAUCAAGAAAGUAUCAUUGAAUUGUUUCUCAUCAAUCAGAUCAACAGGAAUUAUAGCUAUACAACUGGUUCCGAGUGAUGAGUUGAAAUGGGUGCGAUGUUGCACAAAACAUGAUCUUAUUGCCAUGGCUUCCCAAAAUGGAAUGGUUAUUCUUAGUGCUUGUGAUACUAUUCGAUCUUCUGGAAGAACUGCAAGAGGUUCAAUAGCCAUGAGGCUUAAAGUUGGGGAUAAAAUGGCAAGCAUGGAUAUCAUACCUGCGGCUCUCCGGAAAGAUUUGGACCAAGAGGUUGAUGAACAUGGUAUUUGGAAGAAGGGAAUCAGAGGUCCCUGGCUACUCUUUGUUUCUGAAAGUGGCUAUGGGAAGCGUGUAUCACUGAGCAGAUUCCGUUUGUCAGGGUUGAAGAGGGUUGGUUUGAUUGGCUAUAAAUUUGCAUCCGAAGACCGCUUGGCUGCUGUUUUUGUGGUGGGCUAUUCACUCUCAGAAGAUGGAGAAAGUGAUGAGCAUAUCAUCCUGGUUAGCCAGAGUGGGACUAUCAACAGAAUAAAAGUUCGAGAUAUCUCGAUCCAAAAUCGCUAUGCCAGGGGCGUCAUUCUCAUGCGGCUCGAUUAUCACGGAAAGAUCCAGUCAGCAUCGUUAAUUUCUUCGGCAGAAAAUGAAACUGAUGAAAAUGAAGCUACAGAGUGAGGCAAAUAUUUUGAACCCAAUCACUGGGACUAGGUGAAGGCUGAAAAAUGUGCAUGUGUUAUAUGGAAAAGGAUAUUCCAUUUAUGUACAACAUGUAUAUAAAUUUUAAGAAAUUGACAUUCCAUUUUGCAGUGUUUUUAAACCUCCAUUAUCGGCCUAAUCUAUUUAUGUUUGCUUAAAAACAAA